UCCCUGCUGGUGCUGGCUCAGGCCCGGACGGCAGGUGGCGGCAGGGACGGAGGAUGGCGCCGGCGGGGGGCGCGGAGCCGGCUCGCUACUGCGCGCGCUUCUCCUACCUGUGCCUCAAGCUCAGCCUGGUCAUCUACGCCGUGCUCUUCUGGCUGAUUGGAGCAUUUGUUCUGGCUGUUGGAAUUUAUGCAGAAGUUGAAAGACAGAAAUACAAAACACUUGAAAGUGCCUUUUUAGCCCCAGCAAUUAUUUUAAUACUCUUGGGCAUUGUGAUGUUCUUCGUAUCCUUCAUGGGUGUCCUGGCUUCUUUAAGAGAUAAUUUAUGUCUUCUUCAAGCAUUUAUGUACAUUCUUGGUAUUUGUCUACUGAUUGAACUAAUUGGUGGAGUUGUGGCAUUGAUCUUCAGAAAUCAUACAAUUGACUUUUUAAAUGAAAAUAUCCGAAGAGGAAUUCAAAAUUACUAUGAUGACCUGGACUUCAAAAACAUAAUGGAUUUUGUUCAAAAGGAGUUCAAGUGUUGUGGUGGAGAAGAUUAUAAAGACUGGACAAAGAAUCCAUACCAUGAUUGUUCUGCACCAGGGCCAUUGGCGUGUGGAGUGCCAUAUACUUGUUGUGUCAGAAACAAGACGGACAUUAUCAACACUAUGUGUGGAUAUAAAACUAUUGACAAAGAGCGCCUGAGCAUUCAACACGUUAUAUAUGUUCGGGGAUGCACAAAUGCAGUACUCAUUUGGUUCGUAGACAAUUACAGCAUCAUGGCAGGUGUCUUGCUUGGUAUAUUGUUACCACAGUUCUUAGGUGUGUUGUUGUCAUUACUUUACAUAACACGAGUAGAGGACAUCAUUGCCGAGCACAAGCUUAGUGCGGAUGCUUCUGUUGCAUUCCAGGAACAGUCAGAAGUUGAACGAGCAGGAACGGGUUGCUGUAUGUGUUAUCCUGGGAAACAGUAGUUGCCAGGCAAAAAACCUUAAAUAAAGUAUAAACAAAGCCUUGUUUUGGUUUGUAUCUGUUUCUGCAGAUCUUACAGACUUUGGACAUAAGCAGUGCUAAAGCCUUUUUGAUAUUUUUAAAAACAAUGCAUCAAAAGCAGAAGCCAAACUUCUCCACCCUGUGGUCUUAAUUGAUUUUCCACUGUGUUUCAGUGCCGAGUAUGCUUUGAAUUUUCACAGGAUCUUUCAGGCAACCUACUGUGGGGUGUUUCAGACUCUUAGGAGUGCUAGAUCUCAUCAGACCAAAAAGUGGACCAGGUGUUUUCCAGAAGCGGAAGAAUUGCUACUGGACACUAUAACCAGCUCAGUUCAGCCACACAUUUUGUUGCACUAGUCAGCUACUACCAUAAGUGACUGCCUGCCUAUAACACAAGUUUUGUAUCUACUCUUCUUUCCGUGUUUUGCCUCCAAGGAAACAAGUGGUCUCCUACAGCACAAUCCCAGGAGCCAACCCUGCUUGAAAAUUGUUAACUAAACUUGUUUUUUAGAUGAUUACUGAAGGAACUGUGAUAAGAGACAUUUUCUGUUGGGGAAAACUCAGAAGUAAACUUCUUUUAAAAGAGAGCUUUUGUUUCUUAACUGGUCAUAUUUAAAUGUUUGUCCUUUCAGAUAUAUUUUCAUAUUGAUUCCUAAACAAAAGGGAGACUUAUGUGUGCUUAUAUUUUGAAUCAAAUGGCAGAUAUUAAAUAGACAUUUAAAAUUUUUAAGCUGGUCCUGACUGACAAACUGAUAUAACUGUGUGUAAUGCCAUAAACUUUAUUGCUGAAUCUUUUGUGCCUUUUAAUAAUUGGGUGUAUGCCAAUGUUUGAAUGUCAGGUAAUGCUUUGAUAAACUUUUUAUGCAAUUUAUUAUUGUACAGAUUUUUAUGGCAGCUGCUAGAUACUGGAUUAAUUUGAAUCUUGUAUGUAUAUGUAUUUUUCCCUCCAUAAAUUAUCUAGAUUGCCUAUUGAUUUUUGGAGUUCUGUUAUGUUCAUAUAUUUCAUUUUCAAAUGUGAUUGUGCUCACAAAAAGUAAGUGUUGUUAAUUUUUUUAAAAAAAGCAAAUACUUUAAAUAUGUUUCAUUCUGAAUUUUACUGAUAAUAUAUUCAGUCAUUAAUCUUAAUGGAUUAUAAAUCCUCUCCUAAAUCUGUUUUUCAUUAAUUUUCAGGCAAGCACACAGAAGUUCAAAUAUUUUUCUGCUGCUGCAGGGCUAUAUGAAUAUAGUUUCAUAUCUAGAGACCUUCAGUACAGAGACUUCUAAACAUGAAAAAAACCAUGAGUAUUUUCCUGAAAACAGUAUACAGUUUCCUCAUUUUAUGCGGGUUCUGUAUGUGUGAAUUUGCUCUUAUGCGAUGACCCUUUUUAUACCAAAAAUUGGUUAUAUGCGAGGUAAAUUCACUCUUAUGCGAUUGGCAUGGUGUAAGCCCACAGUCAGCUGCUUUGUGUGGUGGAUUGUGAGAGUGACGUGCACCAAAAUAUAGUCUCCUGUGUGGAUCUGUGCUCUUCACUUGUUGUCUGUGAUGUGUUUCUGUAGUUGCCAUCCCCAUUAUGAUAGUGCCCUGUGCUUGUGUGUACUGUUGGGGAGUACCAAAAUUGUCUUGUGAAAGUGGUAGAAUGGGUCUGGGGGUCAGUACAAUUGAUGUUGUGGAAUGCAUCCCUAUUUGUUACAUUGUAAGUAAGUUCCCUUUAUGCGAAUUUGAGUUAUGCACCAUUUUCCAGGAAUGUAUGUACAGCAUAAAGUGAGGGAAACCUGUAUACACCAUGUAAAGAUUUUCUUAUUGGGGAAUAUCUUAUCCUCUUCUGCCCCAAUUUCAACUGUUGCCUGUAGGAGAGAAGCCCAUUCUUUCUUUCCUUCCUACAUAUACCCAUGUCUUUGUCCUUAUCCUAUAUUUUUUACUCUAGAAAGGAGUAGUCUAGUGGUCUGAGCAGGACUAAAACCAAAAAGACCUUAAUUCUAAGCUUGCCUUUGACACUGCUUUGCCCUGUGGUCUCUCUAAGUCAAAUUCACUUAACUUCUGAGCCUUAAUUUUUCCUUCCUUCUGUAAAAUGGACACAAUAAUUCUUGGGGGUCACUGUGAGGACUAAUCUAGAUUUGGACCAAGCAUUCUCUGCAGCAUUUCCAGUCCCAGCUGGACUCAUGGGCAAUAGAGAAGAGAAUUGCUGUGGUGACACAAAUAAAUGCCAAGUUUCAGACCAAUAAACUUUUUUUGCUUUCUGGUA
Alligator mississippiensis (American alligator) is the source of this 3188-nucleotide messenger RNA. It is a transcript of the gene TSPAN15, whose product is annotated as tetraspanin 15. Lineage: Eukaryota; Metazoa; Chordata; Crocodylia; Alligatoridae. Bases 54 to 950 code for a protein of 298 amino acids. The record is from RefSeq and is a predicted model, not a curated record. Gene Ontology annotation, cellular component: membrane. The transcript is spliced from 8 exons.